UUGGCGCGGAUUUAGAACCAGCGGAACAGCUCCAACUCUCACUUUACACUCUCGAUUGGGGCUCUCGCAGAGAAGAAACAAAGCCAUGGAAAUCGUUCGUCCUCAGAGUCGCAGGAACUUCUUGUCUUCCUCCUCCGAAGCCGUUUCUGUUCCCACAAUUCCCCUUUACCGCUCUGCUCCCUCAUUCGAAGUUAGACUUGAGGAGUUCGAGUCCUUCGCCAUCGACCGCCUCCGAGUUCUCAAGGGCAUUUCUGAUGGUAUGUCGCGGGGGAAAAAACCGGAAGAAAUGGAAAAUUUGGUAAAGGACCUGUGGAAAGUGAAUAUGAGACACCAAGACGCUUCUGAAGUUCUGAACAAGGAUAUUAUAUCUCAUUUUGCUCUACGUCUUGUGUAUUGCAGAACGGAGGACUUGAGGAAAUGGUUUCUUUCCAUGGAAUCUGCACUCUUUCGGUACCGCUUUCGUCUUCUGAAUGCUGAAGCUCAGAGAGCAGUCAUGGAAGAAUUUGACCUUCCUUACAGGGCCGUUAGCAGUGUGGAAUUUGAGAGCAUAAAGGAGAAAUUGGGACAAGUUGCACGGUCUACGGGUCAACCUUCACCCACUGCUGAUGCUAUCUUCUACAAGGUACCCUUUGAAGAAGUUCCAGAGCUUGUGGCUGGGCGGAAAGUAUUAAUUAGUCAAGGAUAUGCAUAUGUUGCAAUGAAUCAGAUUGUUUCACUUGUAGCCACACUAUUCCGCAGUCAGCUAUCAAAGACACUCAUCCUUACAAACAGAAAAUGGACAUCUUCAGUUCGAGAACAAGAGAAACAUAGGUUGACUCCUAUUGUGGAAGCCAUGUGUGCAAGUUAUUUGGGUCCUGACUAUUCUCAGUCAAGAGAAUGUGCUGAUAUAUCACUAAAGGACAUUGAUCAAGUCGCCAAGAGCUCAUUUCCUUUAUGCAUGCGUCACCUAUUUGAAAAGCUGAAAGAGGAUCAUCAUUUAAAGCAUGGAGGGAGGAUGCAACUAGGCCUCUUUCUCAAGGGUGUUGGCUUGAAUCUGGAUGAUGCACUUGCUUUUUGGAGGGCAGAGUUCUCUAAAAGGGUUGGUUUGGAGAAGUUUGAGAAACAGUACGCAUACGGCAUACGUCAUAAUUUUGGAAAGGAAGGGAAGAGAACAGAUUAUUCUCCCUAUUCUUGUACAAAGAUCAUCUCAUCGACUCCUGGAACGGGAGAUCAUCAUGGUUGUCCCUAUCGACAUUUCAGCGAGGAGAAUCUAAGAGCUGCUCUCAGCAGAAUGGGGGUAAACAGUAGAGCAAUGGAAGAUGUGAUAGACAAAGCGAGAAAUAGACAUUACCAGUUGGCUUGCACUUUGACAUUUGAAGCUCUUCAUGGCAUGCCGUGUGAUGCAGGGAUUAACCAUCCAAAUCAAUACUUCAGUGACAGCAGAAAGAUUUUACAUUCAAAGAAUCCUUCAGCCUAGAGUUUUUUGGUUAGUGCAGAAGAUUGCUGCGGCGGCCCUUCUCAGGCGUUUAGUUGGUGCUUAUACUCGUGGACUGAGAGACAAUGUGGUAAAAUCUUUAUGUAUCUUCCAAAGCAGUUCAAUGGAAGGAGUUGGAAUUCUCUUAGUGUAUCAUCUUGGAAGUCUGGUUGAAAGAGCUGCACGACUAGAUAUUCUUUCUAGUAUAAUUUUUAUCUGUGUAGCCAAACCCUUGAAUCGCCUGUAUGUUAAUUUAGGUAGGUGUAAAAUGAAAAGUGUAUAGUACGAAAACGUCACCCUUAGGUAGGGGAAUCAUUCAAGAAAAGGUAGCUGCAAUCAGCAUUUGAUAUGAUGCCAUUAAUAUUCGAACUUCCAGUUAAUUACUAAAAUAUAAAUGACUUGGAUUAUAGCUGCA
Messenger RNA from Vigna radiata var. radiata (mung bean), 1868 nucleotides. RefSeq names its product probable DNA primase large subunit. Gene Ontology annotation, biological process: DNA replication, synthesis of primer. The transcript is spliced from 20 exons. Lineage: Eukaryota; Viridiplantae; Streptophyta; Magnoliopsida; Fabales; Fabaceae. The coding region runs from base 86 to 1456 and encodes 456 amino acids. Gene Ontology annotation, cellular component: alpha DNA polymerase:primase complex. The record is from RefSeq and is a predicted model, not a curated record.